This is a messenger RNA of Acaulospora morrowiae, 186 nucleotides long. Lineage: Eukaryota; Fungi; Glomeromycota; Glomeromycetes; Diversisporales; Acaulosporaceae. The record is from the annotation of a GenBank genome assembly.
AUGGAUUUUCAUAACUCUACCGUUUAUGCAAGCUCUAAUCAUAAUUUAACAAACCUCGCUUCUAAUGAAAAACAAGUUCCUUUAAUUACUCUCUCUCUUUCUCUAACAAAAACUACUAUUGCCUCUACUAUUCUUCCUACUAUAACUCCGUUACCUUCUUUAAACCUUACUCCUGAUGAGAAAUGG